CAGCAAGAGGCACAGGAAAGCAUGGAGCAAGGUACGCAAGAGCUCAGCCGAGGCAAUCCACAAAGCGCCCUAAGCCACUUCAACAAGGUAUUGACAAUGAGGCCCACCCCGGACGCCCACUAUAACGCCGGUGUCUGCGAGUAUAUGAUGGGUCAGGUUGAUCGCGCGCUGGAGAAUUGGGAAAAGGCUGUGGCUAUGGAUCCGACACAGGCAGAUGCCCAUGUGAAUGCAGGGAAUGUUUACUUUAUGAACAAGAAGGAUAUUCCCAAGGCUGUGGCCCAUUUGAAGAAGGCUGUGGAGCUGGCGCCUAGGGACUCGGAGAUUUUGUUUAAUCUGGCCUGCAUGUACGAGGCGUCGGAUGAACUGGACUCGGCUAUUCGGAUGUACGACCGCGCGGCUGGGCUUGGGCUCGAGAAGGCCAAUACGUUUUUGCGCAACGCCAUGGCUAAG
Messenger RNA from Kickxella alabastrina, 450 nucleotides. RefSeq lists its product as uncharacterized. The transcript has a single exon. Gene Ontology annotation, molecular function: glycosyltransferase activity; protein binding. The annotation marks the transcript as partial. The record is from RefSeq and is a predicted model, not a curated record. Gene Ontology annotation, biological process: protein O-linked glycosylation. Lineage: Eukaryota; Fungi; Kickxellomycota; Kickxellomycetes; Kickxellales; Kickxellaceae.